This is a messenger RNA of Aspergillus nomiae NRRL 13137, 824 nucleotides long. RefSeq lists its product as uncharacterized. The record is from RefSeq and is a predicted model, not a curated record. Lineage: Eukaryota; Fungi; Ascomycota; Eurotiomycetes; Eurotiales; Aspergillaceae. The coding region runs from base 1 to 621 and encodes 206 amino acids. The transcript has 4 exons.
AUGGAUUUCCAUCUAGUGCCGCGCGGCGAAGACCGAAACUACACGGGCUUUCUAACGAAAACCAUUGUCUACACAGCAUCAUUGAUUGUCUUUCUAGCGUCAUUCGGCUUAACCGUAUCGUCCAUUGUGGUCCCAAAAUGGAUUAGUUAUCAGAACGAUGAGAUCUGGUAUUCAUACGGCCUCCAUCGGCGCUGUUCCUCAGUCACCGAUGUCUGCGUUAGCUUCCCCCAGCAGGAGGAUUGUAGUGGUCGGGGCCGCUAUUUCUGUUCCAUGUGGCGCUCCGUGGGCUUCCUUAUGUCCUUUGCCGUCGUUUUGGAGGGCAUGAGUAUUGUUGCAUUCCUGAUCAUAUUGUCCGGUGGGAAGCGAUUGCGGGAAUCCGGGUGGAAGGUUCUCAGUUUGUUGAUCGUGUUAUCGGCCAUUGUGCAGGCGGCGAGCAUGUCGAUUGUGGCGUAUUUAUAUGACCAUGACACGCGGUUUUUCCCCGGCUGGAGACUGGACGAGUCCUGGGUCUAUUGCAUCAUCAGCUGGUGUAUUAGCUUGCUCUGUGCGGCCGCCCUGAUUAUUGCCGGCCGCGUGCUGCCGUCGGAAGGUGGCUAUGAAUUGAUUCCUGAUCAUUCUUAAUUCCGUUCUUAUGGAGACGAUUUGUCAACGGUGGCACGAUUCGAUAUACGUUUACGGCGGUGCAUCUCUGAUUCGCGGUUCUGCGUUGUUCUGCAGCUUCCCUUCUUUCCCCUGCUUCUGCAUUCUUUUUAGCCCGGUGGUUUUCGCUCUUUUUGAAUGUACAUACAGACUAGAUGUCUACGAGUAAUGUUUAUGACACGUGA